AUGUCCUUCACCAACACCAUAGGCUACUACCUUGCGGUGGUGAUAUUGUCGUGGAUUGCGUUCUGGUACGCCGUGUAUCUCGUGACGGGGCUCCAUCUCUCGUCAUUCACCAUCAACAACGGCUUUCUGUUCAAUGGCAUCUCCUACACCUCCAGCACCGUCAACGUGCUGUUGGGGUCGCUCCGGUUCCGUCUUUGGGGCAAUACCCGCAAGAUCAUCCUUGACGACUUGGUGGUGACCUUUUCUCGUGGAAAUUCCGGUCGUAGCCGAGUCCGUGGCCGCAAGAAGCGGGCCUCUCAUCAUGAGCCACCACUGGCAAAAUUCGAAGUGUUCCCUCGAAGAGCCAUUCCUCGAGCCAUUGUCAGGUAUAUCGCCUGCCACUGCCCAUUCGUGGACGUCGAGCUUCGAAACUCGUCGGUGGAGCUCGCUAAAGACCACCAUGUCUCUGUGGAGUACGCAAAAUUCACCUUGGGGUCGACUUCCACCAAGUGGGAACCCCACAAGGCCCGCUACGAUACCACAAUCGUGUUGAACAACACCUCGCAUGCCAUUGGCAGCUGCACUCCGGUGGAGCUCGUCAAUUUCAAGGUUCAAGUGGAACUACAGCUCGACACCGUCUCGGGAGUCAUCGACGAUUUGAAGCUGCGAAUCUUCAUGAACGACUUGACGGUGCUGGCGUUCAGCGUGAUCAAGUACUUCCUUAUCGACUUGUACGAGGCCAUGGAGGAGAAACAUGCCACAGAAAAUCAAGAGCAUCAGCAUGAAAAACUGGUCCAAAAGGUCCAAAACCAGCAUGAAAACCAGCCACAGCAAGCCAAAGACAAACUUCACAGAACAGUGUCGGAAAUCUCCAUCCACCUCGAGAACAUCAACUUGGUGGAAAUCCCUUUCGCCACCAUCGUCGACAACCAGGACUUCUCCCAGUAUUUUGGCUCCGAUACCCCCAAGACCUCGUUAGAUUUAUCGAUCAAAUCGUCGUUUUUCAACAUCUCGAAAUUGCAAAAGGACGCUGCUGGCUUCGAGGCUGUUUUCGACCCAUUGAUCGACAGCCCCUUCCAUUACGUCUCGUCGGUACAAUUGCUCCGGUUACACUUCUCCAAGCUUGUGGAUGUCAAUGGCCAUAUCGCCAAAAACUCCGACGAAGUGCUCAAUGUGCCCAACUGGUCCUUCACAUACAAGACAAAUAUCUUCGACCAUUUGGUCCGAGGCGACGGUUUCAAGAACUGCGUGUUAGAGUUGUUUGCAUCUGCUUCGAGCCCCAUUUUGGACUUGGACACCCACCAAGUAAGCGAGCUUUUCUACAAUUUGGUGUUGUUCAAGAAGUUCAUGAAAUUGAGAAGCGUGAAGAAAAUAUCCAGAAAAACACCUAAACCUGUCGAAGACGACGAGAAUGAGAGCCAGGAUGCCACCAUGAUCGAGGGUUCGGACGACGAGCCUGGCCCACCUGUAUCACAAGGAACGGUAAUUAGGGAAUAUAUCCUCAAGCUCCUUAAUGACUAUUACCCAAGAUUGGACCUCAAAUUCAUCGUGGAGCAACCCAGAAUUAUUAUCAGACACUACGAUACCCCCAACCAAAAAGUCCAGAUCCUCAACUUCUCAUAUUCCUUGCUCGACUUCCAUCUCCACACCACGGACUCCAGAAAUUACGACUCAAACUGUCAGAUUCUCAGUCCUUCUAUUCGUUAUCUCGAGAAAGCACUCAAAUCGACAGCCACCAGAAGCGAAGAACUAAUCAACCAAAACAUUGUCAAGGUUCAGCAGGCAGACUUCAAGUUCGAAAUCCUCAAAAACCUCAAGUUCAAGUGUAAGGCUGAAAUCGAGGAGGCGGUGAUCGACUUGACCAAGUUGGAUAUUCUUAGAGGAAUCCACAAUUUCCUUAAGGAUAUCGUGGGAAUGGCCGAAAAAGACUUGAGUAUAGGAGUCAUCAACGACUUCUUGAAUAAAGAGAUCGUUCGGGUCAGACAGUCGUUAUUCCAAAAUAGGCCAAUUUAUCCUCCCAUAAAGCUGACUUUGGAAGAGAAGAUCUUCAAGUAUCUCCCUGCUUGGAUUUUGGAAUGCCAGAUGGAUUUGAGAUCGGUCAAUAUCUUAUUGGGGUCGAGGUCGGUAUUAAUUCCUCGUGAGUUCAUCACCAAAAUGGGCGAGGGUUUUAAUGACGAUCUAACUCGCGACCACCAUGGCUUGAGAUACGUCAAAUUCAGCUUGGAUGAGUUUUCAUUGACUCUUAACAACAACGACAUGUCAGAAUUCCAUGAGCCCAACUUCGAUGACAUUGUUCCCGUUUUAACUACCUCCACGGCAUCGCUGGAGACAUUGACCCCUUCAUUCAAUGAAUCACAUUACUGGGGUGUCCAAUCGAAGAUAGGUAAUUUGAAUACUUCUAUGUACCUUAACUUACAGGGAAAGGAGUCAAAAUUGGCUACAUUUUUGAGCUUGCCAUCUAUCACAUUCAACAUCCAGGCCAUUGUGAAUGAACUGCAUCAGAACCAGUUGAAGGUCGACAUGAGCAUGGACCAGUUCAGGGUCAGUUAUGAUAGAUACAAAGCAUUUGUGUUGAUCGGGGCCUUCUACCUUAUGAGGGAAUUUUUGUUCGUUCCCAUUAAAGAAAUGCUUGGGAAGUUCAAGCGUGACUUGAAGAAGUAUCUGACCCAGCCAUUAUCGCCCAACCCAACUUACGAGAAGAAAUUGAAGGAUUUCAUCACUGUCGAAUUUACUAUUCAUGACAUUUCUAUUUUGGCGCACUUGGGAGAUGAUUUCAAGACCAAGUUCCAGAUCCUAAAAUCUUUCAUCACCUUUGAAGAUGGAAUCGUAACGGUCAACAACGAAUUCUUGAGAGGUUUGACGGAAUCCCCAUUGGUUAAAAACCGUUGGUGUCGUAUUUUGUGCUCUGAUAAUCUCAAGGUGGUUGUGAACGAUCCAAAUUCGGCAGAAAAGAUUGACAUUCACACUGAUUCCAUCCGGAUAAUUCAACCUCAUGGAUUUGUUGCCCAUAGACUUUUCGACAACCUUUCUGCCACCAUAAAGGUCAUGAAAUAUAUUGUCCAAUGUCUUUUGCUCGAAGCCAACAACCGUCACAAGGUGAUUCAACCCAAGGAAUCAAAAACCGUGAAAAUGCCCAAGCUUCGGAUCAGAUCCAAUAAGCUUGCAUUCAGCAUGGAGGACGAUCCAUUUGAAAGUGAACUCAACAUGAUUUACCAGUUGGGGUUAAUUGAACAAAGAAAGCGUAUCGAACAGGAGAGUUUAUUCGAAUCGAAAGCGGCCAAGGCCAAUCAUCCAAUGACCCAAGAGAGAGAAAACUUGUACCACAACUUCUCGAUGUCUUGGAUCAGAAAAGUCAAGAUUUAUAAGGCAGAGUUGAAGAAGGAAGUGAUUGAAAACAAGAAGCAUUUAUUUGGAAACGAAGCCACUCUUGCCAAGCUGUACAACGAGGGCAUAGUUACGUACCCAAGUUGCGCACCACUUUUGUUCAUCAUGAUGAAGCGGUUGGAUUUGAGAAUUCGCAAACCACAAUUUGAGUGGGACCACCUUCCACAAUUUCUCCAUGACUUGGGUCAAGGUAUGCCGAAGGAUAUGAAGUACUCCUUGAAUGUGCCGAUGUACAUGGAUCUUAAGUUGGACGAAUUGAGGAUGCAUCUUAGGGACUAUCCAUUGCCUAUUUUGUACGUUCCUGAAAAUGUCAGUUCUAAGAGACCCUGUCUUUCGUUGAAGGGCCAUUUGAUCAUUACCGAAGAACUCAUCAAAGAUAAAGAGCAUGUAAGAAACAAUCAUGUUCCAUUGUCGUUAAAUGUCAAGAAUAGUGAAGAGGAUAAAUUCUAUGCAGUUACCAUAGCAAAAUCUUUGUCUACUGUCAAGCUUUUCACCGAACUCAAGUGUGACUUCGACUCCGACCUACCAGCUCGGUUUGUAUGGGGUCAAUCGCUUCAGUUUGGUAUUCAGCAAGCUAUGCUCAAUUUCGAUCAAUUUUCCAAGCCUCCUGUGGACCCAUCAGUCAAGCUUGGGUUCUGGGAUAAGAUGAAAUUAAUCAUGCAUGGAAAGUGCCAGAUCAGAAUCAAAAAGAGCUUGGAAGUUGCUUUCAAAGGCUCCAGUGACCCCUAUGAUUUAUUUGAUACAUCCUCAGGAUUCGUUCUAUCAUUCAAGGAUGAUGUUGUGUGGAAGAUCAAUGAGCAUGAUGAUUCGAGGCUGUUCUUCGACAUCGAGUCCGAAAACUUGUCGUGGUACAUUCCCAACUACCUUGCAGCGCCAUUAAUUUCAUGGACGCGUGAAAGUUCCAAAGCUAUCUAUUUCCCAGACUCCAAGGCAUUUAUCACCUCCUGUUUCGGCUAUUAUCUUCAGGAUCACAACAUGGAGGCAGCUCUGUCUAAAUUUAGCUCGAACGUACUAGAAAAGAACGUUGUCAAUUUAAGUGGAGGAGUACAUUUCAGAGUAGGGUUUUUGCUUCAGAGAAAAAAUAAAGAUGGCCAAAGAACGUCCGAAUGCAAGCCUCAUUAUGACGUGAAGUUAUUUAAUCCAGAUUUCACCAAAAAAGACCACGAUUCUUAUAAAGGAUUCAGGAGUGAAUUUAUUCAUAUGGCCAUUUCUUUCAAUGCAAACAGAGAAUCCAGUUACAACUCGAUCCACCUCAGCCCCAAGACAUUCCUUCAAUUCUUCAGAUGGUGGAAAUUAUUCUCAGGGAACAUGUCCUUACCAAUAAGAAGAGGGAAGAUGUUCGGGGAAACUCAGAAAGCUCUGAAAUUUUCCCAGUUAUUGUACACCAACAAGUUCGAGUUUAAUUUUAGAUUGUUGUUCUUGUCUCAUAUUUAUCAGGACGAAUCGAUUUCUAAGGAUGGCGACAGAAUUGAAUUUGUGGGAAUCAGAGCAAUGAUUGAUCAGUUCUCAGUCGACUUGCAUCAAAGAAAGGAGUCCGUCAUCCAGGUUCACGAAGAAUUGUCUCGAAAUCAAAAGGCCAUGAAAAUGAACUUUAAUGUUGGAGAAGUACAUCUUUCAAAGAUCGAUCUAAGGGUUAUACACGCAGUUUUCAAGCAAGAUAUCUACAACAAUAACUCGUUCGACCAAUUGAAGGACGAUGACGAGAGGAAUAACUACAAGAUUUUUGAUAAUGACAAGAGAUGGUUCGACAUACAAGAUUUUGAGGAAGCAUUUUCCUUAUCGUUGAGAAAUUGUCCAAGGACUUUUAGCAUUUAUCCUUUGAUGUAUGCCAAAAGGUUUUCCUAUGUCAGAGACACCUCAUCUGACGACAAGCAAGAUGAUUCAUUUGGUGACGAGGACACGCACAAGUGUUCCUUGAACUCUAAUAAUGUGUUCCAACCCCAGAUCGAAUCCUUGGAAGAAAGAUUGCAAGAAUUGAAGGAGCAGAUUAGUAAGAACCAACGUAAGGGUGCUCCUAUGGGUGCAUUACAGAAGAGAGUUGACUUUCUUCAAAAUGAUGCUUCCUCUGAAUCUUGGGCAUCUGCUCAUUCUGAAUCGUCCACCUCAGGAAUGGAUUCAAAGGAACAUUUCAAUAACAAAUUCAUCCUCAUCAAUAUGCUACUCAAGUGGAACUUCAAGAACAGAAAUUAUCUCCUCAAGUAUAUUCAUUUUGUACAACUCAAGAAAUUUCUUAGGCAAUACCUUUCAUACGAAUCCAUCGCAGCAAUUGAAGAAAUCAUGGAGAAGAAUUCAAACCAAGACGUACCAAGCUUGUCUACCGGUUACAAAAGCAAUUCGUCCUACCCUUCACAAAAUCCAGAAAAUCAAAAGUCUAAGCUUUCUUCAAGUGAGAGAUUAGAGAGGUUUGACCAAAUUCUCCGAGAUGUUCCCGAGUUUCAGGGCAUAUCCGAGGAUUAUCGGAUUGAAAUAAUCUCCCCACAGAUCCAAUUACAAAGCGACGAUGAGCCUGAUUCCGUGGUGCUUAUUUCCACUCCAAAGAUCGACUCGAAGAUUGUUUCUGUGGUGAACAAGAAUAGCGAAGGCACUCUUGACAACUCCAAAGAAUUUGCUACCAGAUUCGGAAUCAUGAUGAAGCAUGCCAACAUUUUUGUUUUACAGAAAGAAGACGUGGUGGGCUCCAAUCUCGGCAUUUUGAGCAGAAACACCUAUGGAGCUCGCUCGAACUGGCCACCAUGGCUUGGGAUUGAAAUCUGCAAGAAUGGAUUAUGGGCCGGAGAAGACAAAUUGUUGGUUGAAAAAACGUCACUUAUGAUUAUGUACGAGCAGAUCAAACCAUUGGGUGCAAGAAUAGGUGAGGGCGAAGGAGAUGAAGAUGAAGGUGAAGAUGAUGAUAGUGAAAAUGCCAGUGACGUUAGUGCCAGUGACAAAAUCGGGCCUGUUGAUAAGCUCUUUGUUGAUUUCCCCAAGCUUAUCAUUUCAUCCACGUCCAAGCAAUAUUUCACGCUUUACAUCAUCGUCUUGAGCCUCCUCUUCUACACCGAGCCCAUGAGCAAAGAAAUCAGUGAAAAGCUUGAAAAGCUCAAAUUUUCAAUUGACUUCCAAGACCUCACUUCUAUUCACUCCAGAUUGAAGGAGCUCCAUAACUACUACAACAUCUUGAAGAUGUUGAUGUUGAAUUAUGGCUUCCGGCAAAACACAUUGACCAAUGAAGAGUUGAACAACUUCCUCCUCUUGAACAUGGAAAAGGGAGAAGUUGUCACCGAGAUAUAUUUGAUGAUGCACAGCAUCUUGACAGGUGACUUCUACAACGAUCAAUCAUCAUCCAAACCCAAGGCCAACUGGUUUUUCAAAGCAGACGAGAUCAUUCUCCAUAUGUUGGAAGAUGAUAGGACGCCUAUCCUAGACAUUGCGUUGGCCAAGGGAUCAUACCGAAGAAUUGUAAAUGAGGACGGGUCCAACGAUAACAAACUUGACAUUGGGAUGAUCCAGGGGUUCAAUCUUAUUAAAAAUUCUAAGUACCAGGAGUUUUUGGAACCGAUGAAUGUGGAUAAGAUUAAGCCCGGGAACUUGAUUACUGUAGACUGGACUAUGAAUAAGCCAGUCGGUGGUAUCAAGAUAAUUGAGAAUUUCGAAAUCUCAUCUCAAGCCCUCAGCUUAAAGAUUGACGAAGUUACAGGAAAGAAGUUGAUGUUGUUCAUAUUUGGAAGCGACACCGAUAUUGAAGAAAGUCCUUUGUUAACUGUUGUCAACCGCGAAAAUGACGGAGACAGCGAAGACGAAGAUGACGAUGGUUUGAACGCUACAGGCUUGAAUGGAGGUUUCCUUGAAGCCAACGAUGGAAUCAACAAGAAAGAAGAGUACGAGGAGCUCAAGGACGAGAAAAGUGAAUCGAAGAGAUCGCUUUCUCGGAGAAGAUUUUCCAAGAACUUUUCACUGAACUCUUCCUCGUCCUUGGUCGACAAUGAAUAUCAGGACCAAAUCAAUAAUAUGAUUGAAAGAUCCAAGAAGUACUUCAGUUUUGUUUCGUUCAAACUUCAGCCUAUUUCCCUCCUGAUCUCUAUCAGCCUCAACAAGGGCUACAAGCGCUUGUUGAAUGUCCAAGACUUUUCAAUCCAUUUACCAGAGUUCAUCAUUCAAAAGAAGGUUUUGUCGUUCUUGGAAGUAUCUACUUUGUUACAAAAAAUGGUGAUUAAGACCUUGUUAAGUCAUUCAGGCAAGCUCUUGAAGAAUAAGUUUUCUGUCAAGAAGAAGCUGUCCAAGAAAUUGAUGAAACCCUUGAAACCAUUGAAAAGAUAUGUCAGAUUCACACCAGUCGACGAGCUACAACUGCGGACCACAAACGAAGUCAUGAGCGUAGUCGAAUGA
This is a messenger RNA of Suhomyces tanzawaensis NRRL Y-17324, 7728 nucleotides long. RefSeq names its product Fmp27p (gene FMP27). The coding region runs from base 1 to 7728 and encodes 2575 amino acids. The record is from RefSeq and is a predicted model, not a curated record. The transcript has 5 exons. NCBI's taxonomy places the organism in Eukaryota, Fungi, Ascomycota, Pichiomycetes, Serinales, Debaryomycetaceae.